UCCCCACUUCCUCUUUGGGCUUUGCUUGUAUUUUACAUUUUAUUUUCUGUCUCUUCCGUCCUCAGCGUAGAGCUCAGUCUGGCUCAGUCUCCAAUAUCGUUGAAUGUGGGUUGGUCAGUUCGAAAUCUGAUUAAAAGUGUUGUUUUCCAUUGUAUCUUUUUAUGUUUUGGUUAAAUAUCAAACGUCCAAGAUCUGUACAUUUCAGUGAUAUUUAAAUUAUUGCUUAGAGGUUAAAUUGUUUCAUAAAAGCAAAUUUAUUAGCUGUACUAUUUAUUAUUUAAAUGUCGGUACUUGUAACCUAACGCUCUUGUAAAUAAUUCAAGUUCUUACUUCUUAAUGUUUUUAUGGUUAUCGGUGAAUUACCAGUGACUCGCGCCAUGCAAAUUUUGCCCAUUAAAUUUUGAAGAUCAGUCACUGAGUCCGUUGUGGAUUAUUAAAGUGAUCUUAAAAUGGAGUCAUUAAAGAAAAAAGGAAAGCCCCCAAACCCAAGGGCCAAAGCUAAUAUAUUCUCAGCAUUAACCUUUGCAUGGACAUUACCCAUUUUUUGGGGUGGCCUUAAAAAAGAAAUGGAGGAACGAGACUUGUAUGAGCCAUUGGAAGAGCAUGCAUCAAGUCCACUGGGUGACAAGUUUGCUCGGUUAUGGGAGGAGGAGGUAGCGAGAGCCGGAGCCAAGCGCACGCCCAGUCUGCUUAGAGUCAUAUUAAAAGCAUACGCAGCAAGAUGUAUGCUUUAUGGAUUCGUUCUAUUGUUUAUGGAAUGUGGAAUACGGAUACAACAGCCGCGUAUGUUGGGCUCUUUCGUGGCCUACUUCGGUCAGAUCGAGCGCCGACUCAUGCGCAGGCGAGUCAUGAUUCUGCGCGACCAAACGCACAUGGCUCGACAACGAUUUGACAACGGAACUGAUAAGAAGAUAGCUCAGCCAGUGUUUUUGGGCAAGCUGAUAGAUUUCUACGGCCGAGAACAAGCAGCGAUAAAGCCAGUGGAAGCAUACUUAUACGCUGGGGCAGUCAUACUGUGCUCGGCUCUCAACGUCUUCGUAGUGCAUCCAUACAUGAUGGCCAUAUUGCAUAUGGGUAUGAAAUUCAGGGUCGCUUGCUGUUCCCUCAUAUAUAGAAAGUCCUUAAGGCUAUCCAAAACAGCGUUAGGGGAGACGACGGUCGGUCAAGUGGUGAAUUUGCUGUCGAACGAUGUGAACAGAUUCGAUGUGGCUAUCAUAUUCCUACAUUACCUGUGGAUUGGGCCCCUCGCCACCGUUAUCAUCGCGUACUUCAUGUGGCUCGAGAUAAGCUGGGCGGCUGUCGUCGGUGUUGGAUUUAUGCUCGCCUUCAUACCUUUACAAGCGUACUUUGGCAAACGGACAUCUGAGUUGCGUUUGAAAACAGCUUUACGUACGGACGAACGUGUCCGUCUUAUGAACGAGAUACUGUCUGGUAUACAAGUUAUCAAGAUGUACACGUGGGAAAAGCCUUUCGCAGACCUAGUCGCUAAGGCUAGAAAACAGGAAAUCAAACAGAUUCGAGCGACAUCGUACAUCCGAGGUGUGCUCACCUCAUUUAUAAUGUUCAUGACGCGGAUCUGUCUGUUCAUCUCCAUACUGGCGUACGUCCUCGGACAGAACAAUAUUAUCACAGCGAAGCAAGUGUUUGUGGUCACCAGCUUCUAUAAUAUUCUACGGCAAACUAUGACCGUGUUCUUCCCACAGGGUAUUGCUCAAGUAGCUGAAGCUACGAUAUCAAUAAAACGGCUACAAAACUUUAUGCUAUACGAGGACACGAGCAAGCCAGUGCCCGGCCUCUCCGAGAUACAGACCGCCACCAAGAAGAAGGGCAAGGAAGAGAAAGAAGUAAGAGAGUCUGUCGCCUCAACCAAAGAUGAACCUCUAGUCAUUGAAGAGAAGGUCCAACCUGAAAAAUUGGAGACAGAGCCUGAGAAGAAGAGGGACGAAGCCAGGGGUAAUGGUAAUGCGACUCUGGCACCGUUAGAAUCAGGUGAGGAAGAUGACGAGGAGUUGGCGAUGCGCGUGGAGGAGGACGCGCGCGGCGUGCGGCUGAAGCACGCCACCGCUAAGUGGAUCGCCUCGCACGCAGAGAACACACUCACGGACAUGUCGCUCACUAUAAAGCCCGGCAAGCUGAUAGCAGUGAUAGGGCCGGUGGGCGCGGGCAAGUCGUCGCUGCUGCACGUGCUGCUGCGCGAGCUGCCGCUGCUGUCGGGCGAGCUGCACGUCGGCGGCACCGUCUCCUACGCCAGCCAGGAGCCGUGGCUCUUUGCUGGCAGCGUACGUCAGAACAUCCUGUUCGGGCAGGCGAUGGACCGGCCGCGCUACAACGCCGUGGUGCGGCGCUGCGCGCUCGACAGGGACUUCACGCUCUUCCCGCAGGGCGACAAGACCGUCGUGGGCGAGAGGGGCGUCAGUCUCAGCGGGGGUGAGUUUUCAACAUUAUUUUGUAAGAACAAAAUAUAUGUUCCUAAUAAGUCUUCUAGAAAGACGAAAUUCCCGGGGCGAACCUGCGUCGUCGGCUACCUGCGCAACACCACGCGCGUCCUCGUCACGCACCAGCUGCAGUUCCUGCGCGACGUCGACCAGAUAAUAAUAUUGAAGAACGGGUCGAUAGCGGCGGCGGGCGAGUUCGAGACCUCCAACGCCGACCUCGAGGACUCGCUGCUGCAGGGCAGCUUCCGGAAACGACAAAUGAGUAUACAUUCCGUGAGCUCGGUGGACAACGUGAGCGCGGCGGGCAUGCCGGAGGGCGCGGGCGGCGGGCGCGAGGCGGCGGAGGCGCGCUCCGCGGGCGCGGUGGCGGGCGCGGUGUACGCCGCCUACCUGCGCGCCGCCGGACACCCGCUGCUGGUGGCGCUCACGCUGGCCGUCACCGCGCUCGCGCAGCUGCUCGGCUCCGGCUCCGACUGGUGGACUAGCUACUGGGUGACUCUAGAGGAGGGUCUGCCGCCGGCGCUGCUGAACACGCUGUCGGAGAACGCGACCGGCCCCACGCUGCAGCUCAUCGACAACGAGACCAGCCCUCUGGUGGACAACGCACAGUUCCCCAACUCCAUACUUGAUAGAUACGAUUGCAUCUACAUAUAUUCCGCGAUGGUAUUGUCUCUGGUGGGCAUGUCGCUGCUGCGGUCGUUCAUGUUCUUCUGGAUGGCGAUGAGUGCGUCGACGCGGCUGCACAACAACAUGUUCGCGGCCAUCACGCGCGCGCCCAUGCGCUUCUUCCACACCAACCCCUCCGGCCGCGUGCUCAACCGCUUCUCCAAGGACAUGGGCGCGGUGGACGAGGUGCUGCCCUCCGCGCUGCUAGAUGUACUACAGAUCGGUCUGUCGCUGAUCGGUAUCGUGGUUGUGGUGGCGACGGUGAACUGGUGGCUGCUGGUGCCGACGCUGGCCAUCGGCGUCAUCUUCUACGGGCUGCGCAUCGUGUACCUCUCCUCCUCGCGCAGCAUCAAGCGCCUCGAGGGUGUGACUCGCAGCCCCGUAUUCUCUCACCUGAAUGCAUCGUUACAAGGCAUUACUACGAUACGAGCGUUCGGUGCUCAGGAGGCACUCAUUCGGGAGUUCGACAACCAUCAGGACUUGCACAGCUCGGCUUGGUACUUGUUCAUAGCGAGCUCGCGAGCGUUCGGCUUCUGGCUGGACCUGGUGUGUGUCGUCUACAUCGCGAUAGUUACCCUCAGCUUCCUUGUGUUUGAUCAACUUUUCAGGACGGACACGCUGAUCCAGACGACGAUCCGCAACAAGUUCGCGGAGUGCACCGUGCUCACCAUCGCGCACAGGCUGCACACCGUCAUGGACUCUGAUAAGGUGCUGGUGAUGGACGCGGGCCAGCUGGUGGAGUUCGACCACCCGCACCUCCUGCUGCAGCGCAGCGAGGGCGUGCUGCGCUCCAUGGUGGACCAGACCGGCCGCGCCAUGGCAGACACGCUGGCGCGCGUCGCGCAACAGGCAUACGAGAGCAAAUACCCAGCGCAGUCGGGGACAGCUGUUGAAUAGAUGUACAUAGUGACGAGUGUGACGCGUAUUUGUUCCUACACUGCGAAGUUCGCGUGCGCCGCGCUCCGCACCGCACCGCGCACUGAACAUAGCUGCGGACUACAAACGUUAAUAUAAAUAUGUACAUUGCCACUAGAAUGUAAUGAAGGCGCAGGGCGUCAAUACGACUCACAAAAUCAUAACACUAUGACUUAAACGUAUUAGGUUCUUUCAUACGUUUUACUCACACUAAUUCCAAGAUCUGAUAUAUUCAUAGAUGCAACAACAAUCAGUUUCAUUUGAACAGCACAAACGGUACAAAAUUGGUUUACAAUCUAUAUUUAUCCCAAAUGAAAUUUAUUUUUGUUGCAUUUCUUACAAAAUUCCUUUAAUUCUGUGAUAGCAAAAUCUCAAUUGAUAAAAAAUAGAAAGACGUGCCUUCACAAACUACAAUAAUUUAUCUAGAUAAUUAUUUAUUUACUAAAACAAGAACCGUGAUCGCCCGGAUUCUAGAUACGUUUAAAUCACAAAUUAUAAUGACUGCAUCACUUACCUAGCGGCUGCCAUUUUAACUAUGUUUGUUAAAUAAUUUAUUAUAACAAAAUUAAUUUUAAAAUUUACAAUUCGAUUAUAGUUUUAUGCAUGGUUUAUUUAUAAGAAUAGAUUAAUACUUGUAAAGCUGAUAUGAUUACAAACUACUAAAUGUGCUGGUGAAUUCAAAUACUUUUAAUUAAAAAUAAUAUUAAAAAUAAAUAUCAAUUUUAUGUUAAUUCAUAAAUAUAAAUUUUUCCGUUCGUAAUCUCUACGGACGAUAGUUUUGUGUGACGUCACAACACGCUCAGGCAUCGUGCCUCUCUGUCGCUUGUCGACGCUCUCGCUCGCACUGCGCAGGAACAAGACGAGACACUUUCGUGCAGUCGAAGUUCAUUUUAUAAGACGUUCCCAUUAAAAAAAGUCUCGUUACGAGAUAUCUGGUCCAAUAUCACGUGUGUUUUGUGUUUACAUUGUCUUAGUAACGCGGUGCUAAACUUUUUGCGUACUUAAUGUUAAGAGGUAUGCAAGUGUAUGUAAUUUUCAGUAAUUUUAGAAAAUUAUAGAAACCAAUGAUUUUACUUAUACAAAAUUACUUAUUUUAACGUAUGUACUUAUUUCGAAUGUGUUAACAAAGAUUUAAUGUAAAAUUAAUUAUUUAAUUAUGUACUUAGCGAUAUAUCGAAUAUUGAAAUUUAUCGAAUCUUAAUUUUUUUUUCUCAAUAAUGUGUAUAAUUUUGUGUGAUGUGAAUUUAGUGAGACGUUUGUAUUAUUGAAUAUUGUGGAAACUAAGAAUCUGUUAUUUGUUGAUUAUUGCAACAUAAAUACAUUUUUAUAUUUAC
Papilio polytes (common Mormon) is the source of this 5350-nucleotide messenger RNA. RefSeq names its product probable multidrug resistance-associated protein lethal(2)03659. Bases 450 to 3998 code for a protein of 1182 amino acids. Gene Ontology annotation, cellular component: membrane. Gene Ontology annotation, biological process: transmembrane transport. The transcript has 25 exons. Lineage: Eukaryota; Metazoa; Arthropoda; Insecta; Lepidoptera; Papilionidae. The record is from RefSeq and is a predicted model, not a curated record. Gene Ontology annotation, molecular function: ATP binding; ATP hydrolysis activity; ABC-type transporter activity.